Molecule: messenger RNA, 945 nt
Organism: Ochlerotatus camptorhynchus
Lineage: Eukaryota; Metazoa; Arthropoda; Insecta; Diptera; Culicidae
Product: cuticle protein 16.5-like
Exons: 4
Coding region: 75-938 (287 amino acids)
Source: RefSeq, a predicted model, not a curated record
GGUCGGCAAUAGAAUUAUAGUUCAAUCGCUAGCUUCAAUCAGUAAACAGUGAAACCAACCCGAACCAAAUCAAGAUGUUCACCAAAUUGAUCUGCAUCGCCGCCCUGGCCAUCACGUGCGUCUGCGCUACUCCUGGAUUCGGUCCCGUUGCCUACUCUUCACCAUUGGUGGCCGCUCAUGCUCCAGCGGUUGUAACCGCUCAGAGUUCCCAGGUCAUCGCCCGCAACUACAACGGAAUUGCUCCUCUGGCUUACACCGCUGCCGUAGCAGCUCCAUUGGCUUACACCACCCCAGUUGCCAGGGUUGCCGCUCCUUUGGCCUACGCUGCUCCAGUCGCCAAGGUUGCUGCUCCAGUGGCCUAUGCCGCUCCUUAUGCUGCUCCUUACGCCGCACCUUAUGCCGCUGCUUAUGCCACACCUUAUGCUGCUCCUUACGCCGCUCCCUACGCCGCUGCUUAUGCUGCUCCUUACGCGUCUCCUUAUGCUGCUUACCGUUACAGCCCAUACCAACUUCUUCUAGCUCUUCGGCAGAACCACUCAAGCAAACCCCAAAUCAAAAUGUUUUCCAAACUGAUCGUCCUUGCGCUCGCUAUCGCUGCCGUGGCUGCCCGUCCAGGGAUCUCGGCCGUCACCAGCUAUAGCUCACCAACAGUGGUUAGUGGCUUCGCCCCAGCUGUGGUCGCUGCUCGUAGCCCGUACGUCACCAGCACCUACAACGGAGUCGCUUCCCCGGUUGCUUACUCCAGCUAUGCUGCCGCCCCAGUUGCUUACUCUAGCUAUGCUGCUGCCCCGGUUGCUUACUCCAGCUAUGCUGCUCCACGCUUCUCUGCUUAUGCCGCUCCAGGUGUCUCUGCCUACGCUGCUCCGGUGUCCUCGUACUCCUAUGGAUCUCCUCUGACUUACUCGACCUACGGAGCCUCUCCAUAUACCGUCUACUAAAGAGGUA